AUGGAUCACCUCGCAAGAGCUCAGGAGACGUAUCGCCGGCUGCAGAGUGAGGAGAGAAUGAAGCGGAAGAUCGAUGAAGUCCCCCCAAAACUUCUAGCGCAGCUCCACCCCGUCCAAGACCACAUCAAUUUCACACUCAAGAAAGCGAUGUUCAAGUGCUCGUACGAAUGCUAUGAUAGGAAAAGGAAUCGGAAUCAGGAAGAGGUAGGGAGCUGCGUUGAGAAUUGCGCCAUGCCGGAAAAGAUAAAACGGUCUCUUGAGCGCUGCCAGAACAAGUACAAGCAAGAUAAGAUCGAAGGAAAUGGAAAUGCAGACCUCAUGAUCGGCAUGGAGUCCUGCGUCGAUGAAGCAAUCAAGGACAACACAAGCUGGCUUCCAGUCAUUCUCUCCAGGCUCAAAAGAGAGUGCUCGAUGGGAGACGAGGAGAAGCAAGUGAACACGUGUUCAUGAAAACAACAGGAAAUUUCUGAAUAUGGUUUUAGGAAGCAAAAAGGAGAGAGAUGUGAGAAUCGCUCGGUGAUGAGCAACAGUCAUUUUGUAGAUCAAAAGUACUUGCGUAUUUUCUGUUUACUUCUGUUUUGACACUUUGAGCACAAUGCUAUGAAGGGAACAUAUUAAAGGCUGGCCAUUGAAGAGUUCAAUUCAUAUUCAUUUUCCAUUGUUAGUGUCGAUCUUGAGUUGGGUUGGUUUCAUUUUCAUGUAGAAGAAUUGAAAAAGCAGG
Linum tenue is the source of this 721-nucleotide messenger RNA. NCBI's taxonomy places the organism in Eukaryota, Viridiplantae, Streptophyta, Magnoliopsida, Malpighiales, Linaceae. The record is from the annotation of a GenBank genome assembly.